AAAAAAAAAAAAAAGUAUGCAUUGAUGCAGGAACAAGUGUGGAGGGUGUUAUAGGCAAUUCAACAAGAAAGAACAUUUCGUGGAACACAUGAGGACGUCUUACCAUUCGGUUCAUGAACCUACGUGUGGCAUUUGCAACAAACACUGCCGAUCUUUUGAUUCCCUCCGUGAACACCUCAUUGGUAUAUCUCCAACCUCUAUAUAUCUACUCUCUGACUCUCUAAUUUGGCUUUCUAAUUUCAUUUAAAAUCAUAUUGUAUGUAGGGCCAUUGCCGAAACAGGAAUGUAAGAACAUUUUCAGCAUCUGCGGCUGCAGAUUCUACCUUACGAACCUUGAAAGCCCCAACGCUCGUAGGAUCCAUCAGGAGAGAUGCCAAUUCUCAAACGUCAGUUAUGUAAUUAUACACAUAAGUUAAUAUUUUCAUAAAUGAAUUAACUACAGCAUAUUGCUAUAGGUCUCGAUUUCAGACACAAAACAAGCAUUUGUGCAUCUUUUUGUGUUAACAAGGGUGAUUGGAAUGAACUCUAGAUUUAUAUUUUUGGCUGUAGAAUUUAAGCUAUAGAUUUAUUUGAUGUAGAUUAUUUUGCUGUAUCUUUGUAAAGCAAUAUUUUUUCUUUGGAAAUAAAAUUCUAUACACCCAUAUUUUAAUUUUGUAGAACUAUUUUUGUUGUGAAUUUUUUAAGGAAAUGAAAACUCGAUUGGUUGACAUAUAUGGUUCUAGAGUAAAUUUUGGCUGUCUAGAGCAUCUACAGCCGCAUCCAACGUUUUCAUUUUGUGAUGAAAUAUUUUAUUUUGUAAAUAAUUUUGCAAAUGAUAACUUAAAUAAAAACACACUACUGUAUUAGAAAUAAAUGAAAUAAAACAGUAUAUUCUUUCUAUUUGUUGCUUGAUACUAAUAUCUAAGUAACAUUUCAGGGACUAACUACUCGUAUGGCGGUCUUAGGCCUAAGAGACAAUCCUACAAUCGAUUACACUUCUUCCAGGUCACCACGAGUGGUCGCACUCUCAUGCAAGAUGGUUGGAGGAGGGAGUGAUGAAUCGCUUGACCUAUGCGCGAGAGUUUGCAUAACAGAUGAGAGCGAAAACGUGAUUUUUCACACGUACGUGAAGCCAACAUUGCCCAUAACGAAUUACAGGUACGAGACUACAGGAAUACGACCUGAGAAUAUAAGGGACGCGAUGCCAUUGAAACAAGCACAGAGAAAGAUUAAGGAGUUCUUUGUUAUGGAGAACCAAUGUGGAAGAUUCGUCCAAGAAGUGGAAAAGCGAGGAUUCUCGUGGGACAUGGACUUGAUAGCCAUCUUGACUGUCUUCAAAUUGAAUAUUCUUCUUCCAUGAUAAGGUAAAUAUACCUUUUACUACACAAUUUUUUUGGAUGGUAACGACAAUUUUCACUCAUACCACUGGUGCAGAUUAGUCCGGAUUUGAUUCAUAAUAUAUGAUCAUUAAUAAAUAGAAUAUGUAUGAUAAGACAUAUUAUGUUUAUUUGUAAAGAGAUACUGCGGAAUACCCUCCAUUGAUGAAAACAAGCAAGCUAAGCAACUCGCUCAAGUACUUAACCCAAGCCUAUCUGGGGUAAAUAUUCUUCUUCUUUUUUUG
Brassica napus (rape) is the source of this 1600-nucleotide messenger RNA. Its product is annotated as RNA exonuclease 4-like. NCBI's taxonomy places the organism in Eukaryota, Viridiplantae, Streptophyta, Magnoliopsida, Brassicales, Brassicaceae. The transcript has a single exon. Gene Ontology annotation, cellular component: nucleus. Gene Ontology annotation, molecular function: nucleic acid binding; exonuclease activity. Bases 932 to 1339 code for a protein of 135 amino acids. The record is from RefSeq and is a predicted model, not a curated record.